AGAUUUUUGUACCUAUCUCACUCUUUUAUGUCCCGACCUCACACGCUCCGUCUUCGACCGUCCUUCCCUCUCUAACUUUCCCCCUUCCAAAAAUUUUGGCCGGCGAACAUUUUGAUUCUCUUUCUUCCUCGCACUGAAUCUAUAUAUAAUUCAGCCCUCAUCACCCUCCACUCCAGCUAAAUCUCUCUUCUCAUUCUCAGCUCAAUGGAUUACACUUCCGGUUUGGAGCCCAGCAAUGAAUCGGUGGUCGACUUCCGAGGAAACCCGGCCGACAAGACGAGAACCGGCGGGUGGUUAGCCGCCGGUCUGAUAUUAGGAACGGAGUUAGCUGAAAGAGUCUGUGUAGUGGGAAUCGCCAUGAAUCUGGUUACUUAUUUGGUUGGAGAUCUUCACCUGUCUACCUCAAGGUCUGCUAAUAUAGUCACUAAUUUCAUGGGAACACUUAACCUCCUUGCCCUUCUUGGCGGAUUCGUCGCCGACGCUAAGUUAGGCCGGUUUCUCACCGCCGCCACCGCCGCCGCUAUCGCUGCCGCGGGAACCAGCUUGCUGACAAUGGCAACCUCUCUGAGCAGCAUGCAGCCACCGGAAUGUGACGAUUUCCGGCUUAAAGAACACGAAUGCGUAUCGGCGAGCGGCGGACAGCUAUCAAUGCUGUUCGCAGCGCUGUACAUAAUCGCGGCCGGCGCGGGCGGUAUAAAGGCAAACGUGUCGGGUUUCGGGUCAGAUCAGUUCGAUAACAGUGACCCGAAGGAGGAAAGGUCGAUGGUUUUCUUCUUCAAUAGGUUCUACUUCUGCAUCAGUCUGGGUUCGUUGUUUGCUGUGACGGUGUUGGUUUAUUUACAAGACAAUGUUGGGAGGGGAUGGGGGUAUGGGAUAUCGGCGGCGACGAUGGUGGCGGCGAUGGUGAUUUUGCUCGCCGGAACGACGAGGUAUAGAUUCCGGCGGCCGCAGGGGAGCCCGCUGACGGUGUUGUUGCGGGUUAUGUGGAGGGCGAGGAGGAAGAGGGGAUUGGCAUAUCCAGAGCAUGUGCAGGAGCUUCAUGGUUAUGAGGCAGCCACGGCCCCGCAUACUGACCGGCUCAGGUGGCUUGACAAAGCAGCAAUCCUGCAAAGCCAUGAAAUCUCAGCUCCAGAAUCUUUCAGUGAAGGAAAAAAGACUGUCAACACAACUAAAGUGUCCACUGUAACAGAGGUGGAAGAAGUAAAGAUGGUGCUAAAACUGCUACCAAUCUGGGCAACCUGCAUUAUGUUCUGGACCAUAUAUUCUCAGAUGACCACUUUCUCAGUUGAGCAAGCCACUUACAUGAACCGCAAAGUUGGCUCCUUCACUUACCCUUCUGGCUCGCUCUCCUUCUUCCUCUUCAUCAGCAUCCUCCUCAUAACCUCCCUCAAUGAAAAGCUCCUCGUCCCCCUCGCCCGCGGCUUCACGCAUAACGUUCAGGGCAUCACCAGCCUCCAAAGAGUCGGCAUUGGCCUCAUCUUCUCAGUGAUUGCGAUGGUUGUUGCUGCAGUGGUCGAGAUGAGAAGAAAAGAGCUUGCAAACGAGGGGAGCAAAACUGUAAGUGUGUUCUGGCUUGUUCCACAGUUCUGCUUGGUUGGGAUAGGAGAAGGGUUUGCUUAUGUUGGGCAGCUGGAGUUCUUCAUCCGCGAAGCGCCGGAGAAGAUGAAGUCGAUGAGCACAGGCCUCUUCAUUAGCACCAUAUCAAUGGGGUUCUUCUUGAGCAGUGUUUUGGUGACUAUAGUUGAUAAGGUUACAAGUGGAGGUUGGAUUAAGAAUAAUUUGAACAAUGGGAGACUGGAUUAUUUUUACUGGAUGCUUGCAGUGCUUGGUGUGCUGAACUUCAUAGUUUUCUUGGUAUUUGCAAGCAGGCAUCAUUACAAAGCGAACACGUAUCAGUGGAAGAACCAGGGUAAAGAGCUCAAAGUAUGGAACGAUGAAAACUGUGAAGUAAAACAGCAUGGAGAGUUGGUUUAGUAAAUCUUGGUUUUUUUAUGGAUCGCAAUUUUGGAUUUGUUCAUGGAAGCUUGCAGAAGAUGGGUAUGAUAUUUAAGGUUUUGCAUGGAUCUGCAGGUUGCAAUUGAUGCAGAAUUGUGAAUCCAUGAGUAAAAGAGUAUGGGUCAAGAGCUGCAAGGUUGGAAGCUUCAGAAGGGUGGUUCUAUGAAACUAUAAGAGAGAGCAUUUAGCAAUAUGUAUUCAUGUCUACUCAGAAUAAAAUUAGUAAAAUUAAUUGCA
Molecule: messenger RNA, 2232 nt
Organism: Dendrobium catenatum
Lineage: Eukaryota; Viridiplantae; Streptophyta; Magnoliopsida; Asparagales; Orchidaceae
Product: protein NRT1/ PTR FAMILY 6.4
Exons: 4
Coding region: 205-1974 (589 amino acids)
Biological process (GO): response to nitrate; transmembrane transport
Cellular component (GO): membrane
Molecular function (GO): nitrate transmembrane transporter activity
Source: RefSeq, a predicted model, not a curated record